Messenger RNA from Drosophila innubila, 1362 nucleotides. RefSeq names its product sister chromatid cohesion protein DCC1. The transcript is spliced from 3 exons. The coding region runs from base 34 to 1317 and encodes 427 amino acids. Gene Ontology annotation, biological process: mitotic sister chromatid cohesion; maintenance of mitotic sister chromatid cohesion. Lineage: Eukaryota; Metazoa; Arthropoda; Insecta; Diptera; Drosophilidae. The record is from RefSeq and is a predicted model, not a curated record. Gene Ontology annotation, cellular component: nucleus; chromosome, centromeric region; Ctf18 RFC-like complex.
CAGAGCUGUUUUUUUUGGCGCGCAAUCAAUGAGAUGGAAUCGCAAGCUAUGGAAGUGGAUGAAAAUGAUCCACAGCACUACGUGCGCACACCGGAAGAUGUGAGGACAAUUGUGAAGCAUGCAAAAAUGGACGAGCGUCAGCUCACACAACUCACACAGGCUUUGUAUUACCCUGGCGCGAAUGUUGUUAGUGAUAAUUUGCGGUUGCUGGAGCUGGACGAUCACAUGCUGCAGCAAAUCCGCACCGGACAGACGCUCCACUUCAAGGGCGGUCUGCAUGAGAAAGUUGUGCUCUGCACGGAUGAGCGAACCUAUGACGUGAAGGCUGCCGAGAUCUCCAACAGCAUUUUACUGGUGCCCGAUUUAAAGUUUGCCGCCGCGACCAGCACCUCACCGCUAAAGAGUCCACGUACGGGUAAUGCCAAUACAUCGCUGGAGCGCAGCCUAAACGACAGUGCCGAUGAUGAUUUGGAGGUGCAACGUACGCUGGAGCAACGCCAGGUGCUAACUAUAUUCCACGAAUACUUUGAAUGCCGUGAGAUUCGACCACGUUAUCGCAAGCUGGGCGAGCUCCUGCAACUGACCCGCUAUUCCGGGCCAGAAAACGAAUAUUGCAUUGAGCGCAAGUUGUUGUUUAGCUUCCAGCAACUGUUGGACACGGUUCAGUGCAGUCGGGCCCAGUUUGUCGAAGGAUUGCAGCAAUAUCGAGCCAUAGAAUUUGAUAACCACAUACGCAUACUGGACUACGAGUACGAAUAUCGAAUUAUUAAUUUGAUGCUCGGUCUGAUCAGUGAAAACUCCUGGUCCCUGGAUGAGGUGGAGCGUGAGGAAACCAUAUACGCACUUCAAGGCAUUGCUCCAGAGUCGGUUGUGACUGGUUUAUUUAAUAUCUACACAAAGCCAAGUGAUCGCUGCCCCAAUAAAUACAGAUAUCAAGAGUCGCUCGUUGCACGCAUUGUGGCACAGAACAUCCUGCAGCCUGGCCUGCGUUUUCGCAACGAGGAAUUCAUGAACACCUGGCAGGAGGCAUUGCCCGAAGGUAUGUCCUGUAAGCUGGAAUAUUUGCGUGGACUUGGCAUCUUGGACAGAGAAGGUGCUCAACCGUGCAUACGAUCUCUGGCCGAGGAGCAGCUGCCCUCCAAUAUUAACGAUCGCAUGCGCGCCUUGUUCAAAACAAAACGCAAAUGGACGCUGGACGAGAUGGAGCCGUACAUUGACUGCUUUACCACGCCCACUCUAUCUGUAUCCACAUUGUUGGCCAAACAUGCGCGGUCUCUGACGGAGGGCGGCAUAAGAUACUUUGUAUCUAAACAUUAAAUCCAUUUUUUGUAUAUAUAUUUGUACAGUAAACUAGUUUAACAU